Messenger RNA from Babesia microti strain RI, 2469 nucleotides. Its product is annotated as tRNA synthetases class I (I L M and V). Lineage: Eukaryota; Apicomplexa; Aconoidasida; Piroplasmida; Babesiidae. Gene Ontology annotation, biological process: valyl-tRNA aminoacylation. The transcript is spliced from 2 exons. Bases 1 to 2469 code for a protein of 822 amino acids. Gene Ontology annotation, molecular function: aminoacyl-tRNA deacylase activity; ATP binding; valine-tRNA ligase activity. Gene Ontology annotation, cellular component: cytosol. The record is from RefSeq and is a predicted model, not a curated record.
AUGCAUGGAUUCUUAUAUGGCAUACUAGUAAUUCUUUCCACACAUACCCCAGAAAUAUUUACUUUCUCCGGACAAAAAUGUAGUCUAAAUAAUCUCAUCCAAUCAAAAUCCAAUUGGAAUAAUUGUAGAAGUAUUAGUUUGGACACUCUAACGAUCAAUGCAUCAUUUUCCACAACCCUUACGGAUGGUGUAAAUAAGAAUGACAUUAAAUAUAUUCUUAUACCACCUCCAAAUCCUGAUGGAGAUUUACACCUAGGCAAUGCGUACGAUUUGGUUAUAUCCGAUGCCCUUAUCCGUGCCAAAUCGUUGCAAGGUGUUACUGUUGUUCCGCUUUUUGGCAGUGAUUCAGGGGGUAGCAAGCUCAGAUCACAGGCCACGUCUCUUCUUAGAUCAAACACUGCAGAUACAGUCUCAAAACUCCCCUCAUUGGAAGAUAUCAAUAAACUAUCUAACAAAUGGCGCUACAGACAAUUACAAACUAUGCAAAAACUUUCCAUCUCAUGGGCCAACCAAUUUACCAAUAUAAAUUCGGUUGCAUCUCAAAAGCAGCCAAUUGAACAGGGCGAAGAGGAUAGAUUGAGUGGUUUAAUUACGACUUGUGAUAAAGAAAUGGGUAAAGUGGCUAAUUCUGUAUUUCAGCAACUGAUAAAGCACAGUCAAGUAUACAAAUCUGAAAUGCCCUGUUUCUGCUUCAUGGACCAAGACAGACUCUAUCCCCUGCAUCAAGAUAUGCUACACGAUCAACCAACACCAUCACAGCUAUAUACUUUAGAAAUUUCAACCACUAAUAAAACGCCUGAAGGUGGCUUGGUAUUACCAAUAGACAUAUUUGAAGUUGAAAUGAUCUUUGCGUACACAGCAAUACUGGUGCCCAAUGAUUUAUAUAUCCCAAUCAAAAGUGUCAAAUUGCCAUUAUUAGACAGGGAUAUACCAGUAAUAAAGGGGUUCAUUCAGGAUCCCUUGGAGCCAUUUAAAAUCAAAGGGUUGGUCCCUAAUCAUAGGCAAAAACAUCAUUAUUUUGCGAGGAGACAUGGCAUUUCUGGAGUUAGCGUGAUUGAUGAGCACAGGAGAAUGGUUAAUGUACCAGAAUGGCUUAUAGGCGUUGAUAGGUUUGAAGCCAGGAAAAUUGUGGCCCAAAGGUUGAUCGACAUGGGAAUUUUACGUAAAAAGCGAAUAAUUAACAGAAUGAUCAGUAUAGAUUUGAACGGUGAAGAAGCAACUUUUUUAAUGAUACCACAGUGGUUUUUUAAAAACGAUUCGGGUGACGAUUGGCCAGUGACGCGUUCUUGUUAUUACGGUCAUAAAGUCUCCGAUUAUGAUAAUGCACAGAAUAAGUAUGAUGGAUUUGCAUCAAAAUCGCACAGUUUUGGGGGUGUUAGCACCACUUGUGUUAUAUAUGAUAAUUUGAUCAGCAAUAGAGUAUUCGAUGUCUGGUACGUUUCUGGACUAUGGCCCCUGUACAUUUACAACAAAAUUGCCAAAUUGAAUUCGACAGACAAACUGAAUUCUGCAGAUUUUGACAGGGUUAAAAUUGACUACUUGUGCUGUGGUCGAGACAUAGCCGAUAUGUGGGUGUCUAAGAUGAUAUCACUGGCAAGGGUUAUUAAGGGAGGGGACAUAUUUGUAAACGUACACUACCAUGGGCUCAUAAUGGCAAAACAUGCCAGUAUAGGCAAGAUAGGCAAAAUGAGUAAGAGUUGUGGAGAUACCGUGAAAGUGGACGAGUUUAUCGAUAAAUUUGGCCCUGAUGCCACUCGUAUCUACUUACUGUCACUGAUGGAUGGAGGAGGUAAUGACAUACCACCAAUUGCCAUAGAGGACGACGAAUUUUCCCUUAUCCACAAUAGGCUACGUGUCAAGGCGAUCAAUAUUUCCAAUUACCUAUUCAAGCAUUACAAAACUCAUGCAUCCUAUGAGUGUAAAUUGUCCAAAUUAUUUGACCGUGCAGCUGAUGAGAUAUUUCAUUUACUGGGAGUUUGCUGCGAGAAAUGGGAUUUUUCCACACCAUUGUUUGAGCUUGAGAGAUCGAUAAUAUUAUUUUCGAGGUACAUAAUCCCUUUUGGUGUUAAUGUCGCCCAGCAAUCCAAUGCUUUCCUUAAAUUGGUUAAAUUACUAUCGGUGUAUAUGCCAGCAACCAGCUCUCAAAUAAUCAGCAAACUCUCUUCACUUCUAGAUCGUAACAGUGUAAUUGAAUUUGGGGAUAGCCCUCGUGGAGACUAUCUAGGCAUUUUUAAAUGUGUCGAGGAUAUACGAUCUCACUUACAAAAGCGAGGAAAUCACACAGAUUCAAAUAAAGAUUGUAUUUGCACAGUAACUUUAGACAGUCCCAUGUUUGAUAUUAUGCAGGAUGUUAGUGAUGUUUGGGAGCAUAUUUUUGAGCGCAAAAAUACGCGCUACAAGUCAUUUUGUCUUAAUUUUAGACAGGCUGAAACCGGAUCUCCCUAUCGCAUAAAUUACAAAUUCGAAUAA